This is a messenger RNA of Peromyscus leucopus (white-footed mouse), 229 nucleotides long. RefSeq names its product 60S ribosomal protein L39-like. Gene Ontology annotation, molecular function: structural constituent of ribosome. Gene Ontology annotation, biological process: translation. Gene Ontology annotation, cellular component: ribosome; cytosolic large ribosomal subunit. The transcript has 2 exons. The record is from RefSeq and is a predicted model, not a curated record. NCBI's taxonomy places the organism in Eukaryota, Metazoa, Chordata, Mammalia, Rodentia, Cricetidae. Bases 1 to 222 code for a protein of 73 amino acids.
AUGGCCACUGUGGCAGUGGUGGUCCCUGGAAACUCCCCUGACAAAAAUGAGAGGCCAGAGAGUGGCUCAUCUUCUCACAAGACUUUCACAAUCAAGCGAUUCCUGGCCAAGAAACAAAAGGAAAGCUGUCCUGUUCCUCAGUGGAUUCAGAUGAAAACUGGUAACAAAAUCAGGUACAACUCUAAGAGAAGACACUGGAGGAGAACAAAGCUGGGUCUGUAAGGAUUCA